This is a messenger RNA of Exserohilum turcica Et28A, 1848 nucleotides long. RefSeq lists its product as uncharacterized. The transcript has 4 exons. The record is from RefSeq and is a predicted model, not a curated record. Bases 1 to 1848 code for a protein of 615 amino acids. Lineage: Eukaryota; Fungi; Ascomycota; Dothideomycetes; Pleosporales; Pleosporaceae.
AUGUUUUUACCGAGUUCCACAAUUACGGAGCGCUCUAGCUCAUCACAGCACGUGCGACAAUUAUCUGUCAUCACAUGCUAUAAAGCUUUCACAUCAGCUUAUUCUCGAACGCUUCUAAGAGUCCUAUCAUCUCUUCAACGGCGCAGUCACUUUCAAGACAGCGUUAUGUCUACGCUAGAUGGCAACGUACUCUCGUCUGGGGAAACUCUUUCAUCCCACAGCCCCAACCUUCCAACAAUGCUCCCGAGCCAUGAAGCCGCACCCACCAGUGAGCCGCAAACAAUCGAAGAGUUGCGAAAUGAGGUCCAACAAGGAGCGAAACAACAAAACAGCAUGAUGUUUGCCGUUCGAGACAAACUGAACUACGUUUCCAACGUCGUCGACCAAAUAUACAAACCUGGGCCAGUAGAAGCACCGAGAGAGAAGGUCGAGGAUGUUGUUCCGACAUUGAAGUACCAACUCAGGUCCAAAGAAGACUUUGAGUUGCUCAAGAAUAAUCUUACAGCGGAGGGAGUGCUCCUUAAGCUUCAUGAAGAGAGCCACUUCAUGGAUCCAAAGCUAGGUGAUUUAAUGAGACGAAUUAAGGCUUGCCGCAUCAAAACGAAUUGGGAGCUUUCCUUUUCGCUGGAUAGUUACGAAACGCUAAAGAAGUUCGAUUCUGUUGCAGCUAGUGUAGCGCUCAUUGGAUGCCUUCGGCUCGACAACUUCACCCAGCUCAAGACGGAAAGCUAUUGGGUCUGGGUACAUGGACAUGACAUUCCCGCUGCGACCCUAAGGAGUUGCGACCAGCUUCUGGACAAGUGGUCGAAACAGCUGAACCUCAAGAUUGAAAAGGCCUCAUAUGAACACCGAAAGUUGCUUUUUUGUUUCAAGGAGAAAAGAGAAGCUAAGAAAGCUUGCGAGGAAGUGCUCUACUUUGAAGGUGAUCAAGCACUAGCUACGCCUUUUGACAAACGCGCGCAUCCUAUAUUUUGCUACAAAUGCCUCUUGCCAGGGCAUAUGAAGGGAGAUCCAAUCUGCAAGUCUCUACUUACAGACAAGGAGGCCUGGCCUUGUAUUAUAUGUAGCGAAACCCAUGUGAGAAUCACGGAGCGCAAAUGUGAAGCGCCCGCGAAGUGCAGCAACUGCACGGGAACGAAAAGCUUCGGCGACAAGGCUGGUCACAGGACCGAUGAUUACAACUGUCCCUACCCGAAGACAGUGGCUCACCGUGAGGCAUGUGCCGUCUUCAAGGGGGUAUAUCCUCCGUGGGCCGUCGACAUGAAGCUCCCAUCCGGGGAUGAGAUGAGACAGGCGUUGCGAGUCAGCCCACCGAAAGGCACAUUCGACUUCACAACACUUGGUCAACGGAACAAAGACGCAACAUCCACUUUGAAUGAGGAGUCGGUACUCCAAUGCGACCAUGAUGCAACGCAAGAGCAUAUUGCGAGAGAGGAGGUGGCGCAGGAUGGAUUAACAGCAUCGGCGCCGAUUGAGAUGUCGUCUCCCAAUCUUCAACCGCAACCAGAAGCAACCGACGAUCAGUGCUCGGUGGGACCUGGUAUGAAUGCAUUUGCGGAGAUGAUGCAGAGUAGGACGCGUGACAGUCCUAAAACUCCUCAUCGCCGUCGACGUGGGGUAGCAAAGGACCAGGAGCCUUCAUCCCUUCGCAAGACUAUGCAGUCAACAAACGAUGCAGCUUCUUCAUGUACAUCGGACAGAGAAGAAGACUUCCAAGUGGACACGUUACAGGCGAUGACCGCAGUAACGGGUGCUCCCACUGAUAACACUUAUAACAUUACAGAAGAUACUUCGGAUACUUCUCCAUCGGCAUGGCGAAGUCGCAAGCGACGUCGUAACAAGAAGUAA